Molecule: messenger RNA, 1844 nt
Organism: Oryza brachyantha (malo sina)
Lineage: Eukaryota; Viridiplantae; Streptophyta; Magnoliopsida; Poales; Poaceae
Product: trans-cinnamate 4-monooxygenase
Exons: 3
Coding region: 79-1581 (500 amino acids)
Biological process (GO): lignin metabolic process
Molecular function (GO): heme binding; iron ion binding; trans-cinnamate 4-monooxygenase activity
Source: RefSeq, a predicted model, not a curated record
CAGAGCAGAGCAAAUCCAAACACACAAACUCGUGCUGAUCUUCUCACGAAGGCUCGAGGAGCGGUAGCAGCGGCGGCGAUGGAUCCUCUCCUUGUGGAGAAGGUCCUCCUGGGCCUGUUCGUGGCGGCGGUGCUGGCCGUGGUGGUGGCCAAGCUCACCGGGAAGAAGCUCCGGCUGCCGCCGGGCCCCUCGGGCGCCCCCAUCGUCGGGAACUGGCUGCAGGUCGGGGACGACCUGAACCACCGUAACCUGAUGGAGCUGGCGCGGCGCUUCGGCGACAUCCUGCUGCUCCGCAUGGGGGUGCGCAACCUGGUGGUGGUGUCCAGCCCGGACCUCGCCAAGGAGGUGCUCCACACGCAGGGCGUGGAGUUCGGGUCGCGGACGCGGAACGUGGUGUUCGACAUCUUCACCGGCAAGGGGCAGGACAUGGUGUUCACCGUGUACGGCGACCACUGGCGCAAGAUGCGGCGGAUCAUGACGGUGCCCUUCUUCACCAACAAGGUGGUGGCGCAGAACCGCGCCGGGUGGGAGGAGGAGGCCCGCCUCGUGGUGGAGGACGUCCGCCGCGACCCCGCCGCCGCCACCUCCGGCGUGGUGAUCCGCCGCCGGCUGCAGCUCAUGAUGUACAACGACAUGUUCCGCAUCAUGUUCGACCGCCGCUUCGACAGCGUCGACGACCCGCUCUUCAACAAGCUCAAAGCCUUCAACGCCGAGCGCAGCCGCCUCUCCCAGAGCUUCGAGUACAACUACGGCGACUUCAUCCCCGUCCUCCGCCCCUUCCUCCGCCGCUACCUCGCCCGCUGCUACGACCUCAAGUCCCAGCGCAUGAAGCUCUUCGAGGACCACUUCGUCCAGGAACGCAAGAAAGUGAUGGCCCAGACUGGUGAGAUCCGGUGCGCCAUGGACCACAUCCUCGAGGCCGAGAGGAAGGGCGAGAUCAACCACGACAACGUCCUCUACAUCGUCGAGAACAUCAACGUUGCUGCUAUCGAGACGACGCUGUGGUCGAUCGAGUGGGGCAUCGCGGAGCUGGUGAACCACCCGUCGAUCCAGUCCAAGGUGCGGGAGGAGAUCGCGGAGGUGCUGGGCGGCGCGCCGGUGACGGAGCCGGACCUGGAGAGGCUCCCGUACCUGCAGGCCGUGGUGAAGGAGACCCUCCGGCUCCGCAUGGCCAUCCCGCUGCUGGUGCCGCACAUGAACCUGAACGACGGCAAGCUCGCCGGCUACGACAUCCCGGCGGAGUCCAAGAUCCUGGUGAACGCGUGGUUCCUGGCCAACGACCCCAAGCGGUGGGUGCGGCCCGAUGAGUUCCGACCGGAGAGGUUCCUGGAGGAGGAGAAGGCCGUGGAGGCGCACGGCAACGACUUCCGGUUCGUGCCGUUCGGCGUCGGCCGCCGGAGCUGCCCGGGCAUCAUCCUCGCGCUGCCCAUCAUCGGCAUCACGCUCGGCCGCCUCGUGCAGAGCUUCCAGCUGCUGCCGCCGCCGGGGCUGGACAAGGUGGACACCACCGAGAAGCCCGGCCAGUUCAGCAACCAGAUCCUCAAGCACGCCACCGUCGUCUGCAAGCCCCUCGAGGCCUAGACGCACGGCUACUGGACCUAAACUCGAGUCGAUCCAUAGGUCGAGUCAUCUGCUGCGUAUUCCGCAGGUCAUGUUGCACUAAAAAAAAUGCUUGUAUUUUUGUUGGUGGGUAUGUGUGUGUUCUGAGAGGCACCUGUUGCUGUAGAUUUACUUUGUUUUUUUUUAACUUGUUGGUGCAAACUUAAUUAUUGGUAAUCUAUACUGCCCGAUCGAAUACUGCAAUAGACAUUAUUUUUGGAUAUUUAUACUUCGUGGAGAUCACA